AUGCCCACCGAACGUCUCGACGUUGAGGACGACGCCCAGCGCGAAGCCCGGCUGAGGCAGCUACUGCAACGCACGAACAACAGCACUGCAUCUGCAUCUAACAACAACAACGAUUCUUCCCCGUUGGCCGCCUUGCCAGGUCCAUCAUCGUUCGACUUUGGCGUAUGCGAGACACAUCCGGUUCAGCCUCCCACACACUUGCUGUCCCGGCUGGAAGAGUUCCUGCCCCAAAUGGAGGCGGCCAACGCCGAUCUGGCACACCGUAUCGAGGCUCAUCCCGAAAGCGUCGACAUCGAGCACUUAGGGGACACCGGGCUUGGUCAAUACAUUGAAAUGAACCUCGGCCUCGGAGUCUUUGAUGUGCGAGGUCGGCAUCCGUCGGGCGAUAUAGGGUUUGCUAAUACUGCGACCAGUAGUAGCUCAAGCUCUGUCUCUGCCACCUCCUCAUCGGGCACCUCGUCCAGUUCAGAGUCAAACGGCUCUGACUUGUCGGAUGAUGACACCGACGACUUACUACAGGAGCGCGGCGCCGAUUCCGACCCCGAUGCGUCACCCUCCGUCAUUCCCGGCAUGCUCCCCCUUUCUCAGU
Molecule: messenger RNA, 589 nt
Organism: Fomitiporia mediterranea MF3/22
Lineage: Eukaryota; Fungi; Basidiomycota; Agaricomycetes; Hymenochaetales; Hymenochaetaceae
Exons: 4
Biological process (GO): box C/D snoRNP assembly
Molecular function (GO): box C/D methylation guide snoRNP complex binding
Source: RefSeq, a predicted model, not a curated record